Stegodyphus dumicola is the source of this 1728-nucleotide messenger RNA. Its product is annotated as dual oxidase maturation factor 1-like. Lineage: Eukaryota; Metazoa; Arthropoda; Arachnida; Araneae; Eresidae. The record is from RefSeq and is a predicted model, not a curated record. Gene Ontology annotation, biological process: protein transport. Gene Ontology annotation, cellular component: endoplasmic reticulum membrane.
GUUUCCUGUAUUCUCUAGCGACCCAGCUAAAGACUGAAUUCCGUGAAGCUUUAAUUAAAGGCCUUCCAUUCCCAAUUCUAACAAUAGCUGAAUACUUAAGUCAGAAUAUGGAGGGAUUUUCUUGGGGUGGAAAAUAUCGAAAAGCAGGAUAUUAUACUUCCAUUUUGCUGUGGACAGCUUUUUCAGUGUGGAUGGUAAUGAAUAUUCUUUUGUGCAUGGUACCACGGUAUGGCGCUUACACUAUGGUACUCACCGGUAUUCUUAUCUUGUCAUGCAAUGGUCUUUAUGCUCUCAUGCUACCAAAGAUACCACUAAUCAUUCACUUUGAAAUGCAAGUGCUUACCUUUUCCUUUGGAUGGUGUUUCUGGGCUUUGAUGGGCGCUGGUAUACUAUCGGUCAUCGUUGGAACUGCAAUGUCCAUACUUGACAAUUUCUACCCAAACAAAUUCUCCACCAUCUUCGAAGUAGAUUAUGAUACUCCUUAUAGGUAUUUCGUUGGACAAGAUUCAACAGUCACAACAUCACCAACUCGGGAGCAUGCUUGCCUGCAGCCUUCAGCCCCUUUGAAACCCGUUCAAUUCUCCAUGAUUCAUACUCCAAAUACUUCAGGAGUCGGCCUUAUCAAUGAUGCUUUUGAAGAUGAUGAAGAUGAUGAGAAAAAUAAGGAAUACGGCACAAUCGUCAAUGGAAAAAGAGCUGUUAGCUUGAAAAAUUUUGGAAAAUUUGCUCAGAAAGAAGCUGGCAGGAGAAAACAACUAUCCUAUGUGCAAAGGAAAAUAAACAGUUUUUCUGGACCUCAUAAUUUCUCCCGUGGUAAAGAAGUAAACAUCGAUAUGAAUGCUGUUGCUGCCAUGUGGUAAAAGAAAUACCCAGAUGUGAUAAGUUUUGUCUUUGAGUCAGCCAACAAGUUAUGAUGUGAUAAGUCAGCCAACAAGAGAUGGUCUCCUUCACUGAAAAUUAAAGAACUUGAUAAAGUAAAGAACAAGGAAUGGAGUCUUAAUCUAUUCUGCAUUAUUUAUGUCAUUCAUAUGAAGGAAUAACGGCGAAAGCCAAGAAAUGGACUUCUUGAUAACUAUGCAGUCGAUGGUUUCUCGCCUUUUUAUGCUUACAUAAUAUGAAAUGUGACUCUCACAUAUGAAACGCACAUAAUACAAAAAAUGACAUCACAUAUAUGAAAUGUGAAUCAUUUUUAACAUAAUUUUUUCAAAGAAGUAAUCUUUCCCAGAAAUUGUACAAAUUUUAUGUGGAAAAAAAAUAUUUAAAAAGAAAGGACAAAAAUUAUUGCUAUUUAAGAAUAUAUAAUAAACCCUAAAAAAAGUAACUAGUGUGAGUCAGUCUUUUGCCAAGAUAAUGAAAUGUGAUUGCAUUUUUCACAUCUUGAGAAAUCAUCAAUUGCAGUUGCAUGAAUUCAUUUACUGAUGAUUUAGCGUUAUGAGAUUGUAAUAUUUUUACUAAAGUAUUUUAAACGGUUAUCUGUUAAAGAAAAUAUUUUACAAAUCCUUUUGUAAUUAGAUGUAUCUUAAAAUUAUUUUCCAAAGAAAUUAUGUAUGCCAAAUAAUCGUGUUUUAACUGUGAAAAUUGUGCUGUGAAAGUUGUAAUUUUUAUUGUCAAUUUUAGAAACGCUUAAAGCUGUGCUUUAAUUGCUAGUCAAUGUUUGACGAUGGCACCAGUUUUCUUUCUCAAAUUUUGUAAUUUACUGAAUAAAAUAUUUUGUAAAUAAUUUGGAAA